CUUUUUGCACAGCGGGCACACACAGACACACCGCUGUCGCAGCACCAAGUACCCAUUCUUUACGAACGUGCUCAGCUUCAGUUCGGUGACAGAGCGACUCGGCAUCUGGACUCCGUUGGGUUUAGCUCUACAGGGUCAGCAGCCAUGGACGCUCUGGCGAACAAGGAGGUGGUGUUCGACCUGGACGCUGCGGCCUUCAGCUCAGAUGACUUUCGCAUUUUUCAGUUCAAGGUGAAGCGCUGCCCGCGCGCACGGCCUCACGACUGGACGCAGUGCCCAUUUGCCCACCCUGGAGAGAAGGCGAAGCGCAGGGACCCGCGCAAGUACCGCUACUCGGGGACGGCUUGCCCCGAGUUUCGCCGGAACGGCUGCUGCCGCCGCGGCGAUGCGUGCCCCUUCGCUCACGGAGUCUUUGAGUGCUGGCUGCAUCCGAGCCGGUACCGCACCCAGAUGUGCACGGAUGGCUCCAACUGCAAGAGGCGCGUGUGCUUCUUUGCACAUACUGAGAGCGAGCUGCGUAAGCCGGAGGAGGACCCGCUCUGGCUUCAGCAGCAGCUGCAGGCGGAGCUGGCUGCAGAGCAGCAGGUCCAGCAGCAGAUCCAGGCGCUCAAGGUGUUUGCCAACAUCCUGGGGCCCAACACAGCCACCCUGGGCGGCCAGCAGGCGGCGGCGGCAGCCAACGGCCAGGCCGGCGGCGGCGGCGGCGGCAACGGCAUGGACAUGCUCAAGAACCUUCCCGCAUCCACGCUGACCCAGCUGCUGGGCGCCGUCGGCGGCAGCGGCGCCGACACCACCUCGGGCCCCGGCGGCGGCUCGCAGUCCGCCGCCGCCGCCGCCGCCUCCCAGGCUGCCGCCUCCAAUGACGGGCUGCUACAGCUCCUGCAAAUGGUGGAGCAGCAGCAGGCGGCGGCCGCAGCCGCAUCUGCCGCGGCGGCGGCGCCGCCCCCGCCGCCGCCGCUACCGCCGGCUUCCAGCGCGCCCGCCAACCUGGCGAGCCUUCUGACCGCCGCCGUGGCUGGCAGCGGCGGUGCCGGCGGCGCCGGCGGCGCCGCCGCUGGUGACCUCCAGCUGAAGCUGGCGGCGCAGCUGCUGCAGCAGGCGGCGGCGCAGCCUGGCGGUGCGUCGGCGGGCGGGCAGCAGGACCUGCAGACCCGCCUGGCGGCGCAGCUGGCGGGGCUGGGCCUCGGCGGCGGCUCUGCCGCGGCCGCGCCCAGGGCCGCCGAUGCCGGCGGCGGUGACGGCAAGCAAGGCUCGCAGGCGAACCUGGCGAUGGAGCUUCUGGGGCUGCUGGCAGGACAGCAGCAGCAACAGCAACAACAGCAGCAACAACAACAGCAGCAGCAGCAGCAGCAGCAGCAGCAGCAGCUGGCGGCGGCCGCCGCCGCAGCGCUGGCGGCGGCUGCGCAGCCGCAGCAGCAGCACGCGGCACAGCAGCAGGCGGGCUCCGCUGGCGGCGGCGCCGGCUCGGCCGCAGCCCUGACGGCGGCGCUGGCGGCGCUAGGACUGGACGCGUCGAUGCUGACUGGCGGCGCCGAGCCCGCUGCCGCCGCCGCGCCCGCGCCUACGGCGGCACAGGCUCUGCCCGCUGACGCCAUGGCUAUGCUGGCGGCGGCGCUGGGCGGCAGCCACGGUGCCACCAAGGAAGCGCCGGCCGCGGCUCCGGCGGUGGCGGCGGCUCCUGCGCCGGAGGCAGCGGCGGCGGCGCCGUCCCUGGACUCCCUGGCGGCGCUGCUGGCGGCGGCGGGUGGGCAGGGCGGCGCGGGUGCGCUGUCGCCCGCCAUGCUGAGCAACCUGCAGAGCAUGCUGGGCGGCCCCGCCGUCACCGCCGCCACCGCGCCGGCGGCGCCGCCGCCACCGGCACCGGCACCGGUGUCGGCUGCACCGGCGCUUCCCGCGGCUCCGGCUGCGGCCCCGGCUGCCGCUGAGGUCGCCUCCUCGGCCGCCUCCGACGGUGGCGCGUCGACGGCUUCCGCCGCGCCGUCUACGGGCGGCGCGGCCGGGGCGCCCGAGGCACCGGCCUCGCCCCCUGCCGCCGCCGCUGCGGCGCCCGCGCCUGCGCCCGCUCCGACUGCCGCCGCCGCCACGGCCGCCACCGCCGCGGGCGACGGCGCGGCCCUCGCGUCCCUUCUGGAGGCCUUUUACAGCAAGCCCGAGAACCUGAUGACGGCCCAGGCGUUGCUGGAGCGCAUCACCGCCGCCAAUGGCGGCGCCGCCGCCGCCGCCGGACUGGACCCUGCGACCAUGGCGGCCCUGGCGGGCCUGGCGGCGGGCGGCUCCGCCGCCGCCGCGGCGGGCGCCGCCGCUGGCGCCGCCCCGGCGGCUGCGCCGGAGGGCAGCCAGUGAGCGACGUGUCGUGGUGGGGGGGAAGAGGCAGGCGAGGUUGUUCCACCAGGAGAAUGGGCGUGCAGGAUGGAGGGCGGGUGAGCACACGGGGAGGUGGGGCGGCCUUGUGGCCGUGGCUGGUGGGAUGCGUCCCAGGACAGAGUGUGAUUCGUUUUGAGCCUGGGGGGAAAACCAUCAGCCAGCUACAAGACUGCUCCGCCACUCCUUUUGAUUGAUACCCUGAUGAUUCAAUUCGUCGCCACCGUCGUCGUCGUUGCCGCCGCUGCCAGCUGGGUGCAAAGCUGCAACUCGCACUUGCUUAUGUAGGAUGAUCCAGAGAAGUGGCAUGUGAUUGCUGCAAGGUGCUCUGCUGGUUAUGCGCUGCUGAAGGGUGCAGCAGGAGGGGUGGGGAAGGAGGAGCAGGGAAGAGGACUGGUGUGGAAACGGUUUGCAGGAGCAAACGCUAAAGCGAUUGAAGGAGGAGAGAUUCGAUAACCAAAAAACCUUUAGACGAUUUCUUGGGCCGCCCUCGCAAUUCCGGCGCGCCCCGUUGGGCCACCUUGCGGGCGGCUAUGUUCACAUGCGCGGGUGUGAGUGUCGAGUCGUGAGGGGUGGGACGGAAGCGGCUGCGCGGACGGCAUCGCAAAUGCUACAGAUGAUUCUUUUCUGCGGCGUUUUAUUUGCGGCGGCGUGCCUGUGCAGUGGAACAUCCGUCUACUCGUUAGCAACGCGACGCUGGCUCCUAGUGUUGUGUGAGCAGGGCUUGUUUGUGAGGGCAAGGUUUACGUGCGUUGGCGGCGGCGGGCCUGUCAGCUGUGCUGCGCGUGGGUGUUGCCGAGCCUCUUGCACCGUGCACACCACCACACGCGCACGUGCGCCCCCCGCUACGCUCGGCGCUUCCUCGUGGGGAGGCCGGCGGGAGGGGCGUGGCGUGCGCUUGCCUGUGUGUGUGCGCGUGUACUGUGGGAGGAGUAAGCGGCGCACCCGUGUGGUUGGGUUGGGGCUUUUUCCGUGCGGCCGCCAAUGAUUCUUCGGUCCCAACAACCCCUUAUGUGCUGUGUGUGUGAGCGUGAAGGUUAAGGUGAGUGUGGAUGGCACCAGGCUUUGAGCUCUUUUUCGUGAUGAGAAUGGUUUGCCUACACCGGUUCAGGGAGAUUGAUUAUCCAAAAAUCAUCUGAUUGGAAAGCUUCUUAGCCUCAACCCCCAUUGACGAUAGCCUGGGCCAAGUAGACUAUAGUGUGUGUGCUUGCUCCCGCUAAUUGAGGUCCACGAUUGUGUACGCUUUUUUACGCGCUGAUUUGCGCCGAUUUGGGAUGAGACCGAGGUUUGUGGUUUAGAGCCGCGGAGGUCGGGGGGCACGGUGUGUGCUGUGGGGGAAGGCGUUCAUGUGGGUUAGCGUGGCGUGGCGUGUUGACACGGCAUGACGACUUUGGGUUGCAGGGCGACUUGAGCAACCGGCGAACGCGGAGAGAGGGGAUUCCUCCGGAGGCCGUGCCAAACUCGUGGGUGAUUGAAAGCCCAGAGCAUAGAUGGCCCCUGCGUGCUAGCGCGCUUGGGUUGUCCUCUCCUGUAAUGCCGCAAUCAU
Chlamydomonas reinhardtii is the source of this 3907-nucleotide messenger RNA. RefSeq lists its product as uncharacterized. The transcript has 7 exons. The coding region runs from base 145 to 2343 and encodes 732 amino acids. The record is from RefSeq and is a predicted model, not a curated record. NCBI's taxonomy places the organism in Eukaryota, Viridiplantae, Chlorophyta, Chlorophyceae, Chlamydomonadales, Chlamydomonadaceae. Gene Ontology annotation, molecular function: metal ion binding.